AUGCCUGCUCGUCCCCCUCUGCGUGCUUUGCUCAUCGAUCUUUCUGGGACGCUGCAUGUCGGAAACGAAGCAACCCCGGGUGCCGUGCACGCCCUCGGUCGUCUACGGGCAGCCAACAUUCCCUUCCGAUUCUGCUCAAAUACGAGCAAAGAGAGUACCGAGAGCAUGCGCAAGCGAUUAGAGGCUAUGGGUUUCAGUGGGGAGGGAGGUAUCCGAUCCGAAGAGCUGUGGACUAGCAUUGGGGUCAUCGGCGGGGUAUUGAGACAGAGAGGCAUCCGCAGGCCGCUCAUUCUUGCCUCUGAAUCCGCGAAAGAGGAUAUCAUACACCACCUGCCUGAUGAUCAUCCCGACGAGUCACAACCUCACGACGCCGUCGUGAUGGCCUUUGCCCCAUCCCAAUUGUCAUACGAGUACCUCGAUGCCGCAUUCAGGGUGCUUGUCGGAGAACAUACAUCUCAGCAUGACACACAGUUCUCCGCCAAGCUCGGCGAUGGACGCGAACGUGCACCUCUUCUAGUUACUCACCGUUCUCGUAUCUUGCAAGGAUCCGAUGGCGCGCUAUCUAUGGCUCUUGGACCUUUCGUGACUGCGCUAGAGCAUGCAUCUGGUAGUUCCGCUGAGAUAGUCGGCAAGCCAGCACGGUCAUUCUUCCAAACGGUCAUCAACAGCUUCAACGAGACAGAUAACGUAUUAGACAUCGAUGACUAUGAACGGAAUAGAAGUAUAGCGAUCAUCGGAGACGACGUGGAAAGCGAUCUUGGUGGUGGCGCGGCCGAGCUUGGUCUAUGGAGGGUAUUAGUGCAAACAGGGAAGUAUCGCCCGGGAGUUGAGAAGAAGGAAGGCAUCAGGUCGCCCGACGAGAUCUCCGAGAGUUUUGCUUCGUUUGUAGAGGACUUGCUGCAGACGUCACAUCGAUGA
Peniophora sp. CBMAI 1063 is the source of this 918-nucleotide messenger RNA. Lineage: Eukaryota; Fungi; Basidiomycota; Agaricomycetes; Russulales; Peniophoraceae. The record is from the annotation of a GenBank genome assembly.